GCCUGGAAGGUCAGCAACCAUGUGAGAGAAAGCCGACAUCCUGUUAUUAGAGGGGGGCAGAAAAAACGAUGAAGAAAGAGGUACAGGAUGAGUGGAGGAUGAUUGAAGAUCGAAGAACAGAAGAGGAUAAGGGGGAAACACAAGUGCUGGAGCUCUGGCUGGGUAAAGUGACAGGAUGCUUUCUGAUGUCCUAUGUUUGGACGAUUUUGGAGAGGACAGAGGGCAUUUAGAGUCAUACCUGUGAGGCCGUCUGUGGGGAAAUGUGCUGACAUCAGAGCUUUGCAUAUUAAAUCUGGGGAUAGAGGAGGAUGCUGCAGUGAUGAUACAGAAGAAGCUGGGUUUGCAUAGAUCAUAUCAGGCUGUCAGUGUGGACUAGUGCUGGAGGCUGCGGGGUGGCUGUGGGAAGUUCCUGAGAGUGCAGAGAGGUAGAGUGGCAGUCACUCACAGAGAGACACUUGCACAGACAGAGGACUGGCGCUCUUUUACGGAAGGAUAUAAAACACAGUGUUACACUUCCGCCUCUUUGCACGGGAGUGUUCGUUGUGGCAGGACCUUAGGGAUUUGAAGGAGGCGGGCGACUGGGGUUGUUGCUGGCAUGAUGGUGGUGGUGUGGCUGCCUCAGGAGUGGGCUUGGCAGGCUGUUCUCCUGGUGACUGGACUGGCAUCACUGAGCCGUGGAUCUCAUGCCAACAUGUUGGACACCAUGCUGCUGAAGAAUGGAUGGAAGGGCGGAUCGGAGCAAAGGGCGGAAGAGAGCAGCAGCGCAGCCACAGUUUCAGCUCAGAACAUGCUUUGGUGUCACUGCUACCACCACUGCCCCGAAGACUCUGUCAACAAUACUUGCAUGACUGACGGUUACUGCUUCACCAUGGUGGAGGAGGAGGAGGGAGGUCUGGCGGUACUCACUGCAGGUUGUUUGGGUCUUGCGGGCUCCGAGUUCCAGUGCAGAGACACGUGGAAUGCACGUUCGAGGAGAGCUCUCGAGUGUUGCACCGACCAGGACUAUUGCAACCGAGACUUGCAUCCUACUCUUCCUCCGCUCUUGACAUCAGAUUAUGUUGAUGGCAGCAUCCAGUACAUGGCUCUCUUCAUUUCAAUCACAGUCUGUAGCAUCAUCCUCGGUCUCAUCUUUGUUUUCUGCUACUUCAGAUAUAAGCGCCAGGAGUCACGACCGCACUACAGUAUCGAUCUGGAGCAGGAGGAGACCUACAUCCCCCCUGGGGAGUCCCUGAAGGACCUGAUAGAUCAUUCACGCAGCAUCGGGUCUGGCUCUGGGUCAGGACUCCCUCUACUGGUGCAGCGAACCAUCGCCAAGCAGAUUCAGAUGGUUAAGCAGAUUGGAAAAGGGCGAUACGGAGAGGUCUGGAUGGGCAAGUGGAGAGGAGAGAGAGUGGCUGUUAAAGUCUUCUUCACCACAGAGGAAGAGAGCUGGUUCAGAGAGACGGAAAUAUAUCAAACCUUCCUUAUGAGACAUGAAAAUAUACUAGGAUUCAUAGCAGCAGAUAUUAAAGGAACUGGCUCGUGGACUCAACUCUACCUAAUUACAGAUUACCACGAGAACGGAUCGUUAUACGACUACCUAAAGUCCAACACCUUAGACGUCAAGGCUCUGCUGAAACUGGCCUACUCCUCCAUAUCAGGCCUCUGCCACCUGCACACUGAGAUCUAUGGCACACAGGGCAAACCAGCCAUCGCACACAGAGACCUGAAGAGUAAAAACAUCCUGGUAAAAAAAAACGGCUCCUGCUGUAUAGCUGACCUUGGACUGGCUGUCAAGUUUAACAGUGACACCAAUGAGGUGGAUAUCCCUCCCAACCUACGAGUCGGUACUAAGCGCUACAUGCCGCCUGAAGUGUUGGAUGAGACCCUGAACAGGAGCUACUUCCAGUCUUUUAUAAUGGCUGACAUGUACAGUUUUGGCCUCAUCGUUUGGGAGAUGGCCCGACGUUGCAUUUCUGGAGGCAUUGUGGAGGAGUAUCAGCUGCCCUAUCAUGACCUUGUGCCCACUGAUCCUUCCUAUGAGGACAUGAGAGAAGUCGUCUGCAUUAAGAAACAAAGACCUUCAUUUGCUAAUCGCUGGAGCAGCGAUGAGUGCCUGCGGCAGAUGGGAAAACUGAUGUCGGAGUGCUGGGCUCACAACCCGGCCUCCCGCCUAACAGCCCUGAGGGUGAAGAAGACCCUGGCGAAGAUGUUAGAGUCCCAAGACAUCAAACUGUGACAGAGAGUCAAGAGAUAUGCUCUCAUCACCAGAGACUUGUCACUGCCACUGGCACAGCGCCACUUACACUGGCCAAUUAAAGAAAGGGAAAAAAAGAGACUGUGAAAUAUAGGACAAAGGAAAAUGACAGGGAGGAUGAGAUAAUGGUCGACGGGGAACCGGGAAAAAGAGGCAGAAGAUUUAUUAUGUCAGGGGAGAUCUGCCCUCCCAUUGUCUGAGCCACCUCUGCCUCAGGCCAAGUGUUCAGGUUGUGCUUUCUGUGAAAGCUGAGUGGUUGUCAGGUCCAGGCUGUCCAUGUCAGCAAGUGGACAGGGACCCUUGCAGGAGAGGAGGACUAAAAUCACUCUGGUCAGUUCUAAACAGAGGAAGGUCCUGCUCUGCCCUUCUGAAGCCAUAUGGCAGUAUUCUAUGUGCAGUCUUUUGUACUGUCACUGCUGCCUUCAUGUUCUAAUUCAUGCUCAGUGACCUCAUUGUCAAUGACAUUAUUAUUAUUAUCAUUAUUAUUAUUAUUAUUAUUACAGAACAAAGCAUAAGACUAAAUUAAUGAAAAAAACAUGUCCAGCAGAAACAGAGUUUUCUAUAGUAUUUCAUUGUACAGUGAGUGAUGAAUUUGUGAAUUUUGGUUGUCCUUCAGGCUCUCAGAGCUGAGGCAGCCCUGCUCUCCCUUAUUGUCUCUUCUUUCCACUCACACUUCAUUUGUACAUAGUUCAGCUGGCAUCUAUUGGUAAUUAUUUCCUUAUUCGAUGCUAUGUUUUUGAUGAUUUGUGUACACAAUAUGUCCUGUCCACUCUACCACUAUGGCAUGUGCCUUAUUUAAUCUGUACAUAAUGUGAUUAAUGAGUGUGUGAGUGGAUCUGGAUAACAUUCCCCAAUAAAACGACUAUGUGUCAAACAA
This is a messenger RNA of Micropterus dolomieu (smallmouth bass), 3113 nucleotides long. RefSeq names its product bone morphogenetic protein receptor, type IBb (gene bmpr1bb). Gene Ontology annotation, cellular component: signaling receptor complex; plasma membrane. NCBI's taxonomy places the organism in Eukaryota, Metazoa, Chordata, Actinopteri, Centrarchiformes, Centrarchidae. Bases 596 to 2218 code for a protein of 540 amino acids. The transcript has 14 exons. The record is from RefSeq and is a predicted model, not a curated record. Gene Ontology annotation, molecular function: SMAD binding; transforming growth factor beta receptor activity, type I; ATP binding. Gene Ontology annotation, biological process: protein phosphorylation; BMP signaling pathway; dorsal/ventral pattern formation.